This is a messenger RNA of Symbiodinium natans, 1470 nucleotides long. Lineage: Eukaryota; Dinophyceae; Suessiales; Symbiodiniaceae. The record is from the annotation of a GenBank genome assembly.
AUGGCACCAGGCAGCGCGACGGACAGCCAGAUCCGACGCGCUUUCCACAUGAAGGCGGCGCUCCAAUGGCACCCUGACAAGUGUAACGCCCCGGAUGCGGCCGACCAGUUCCGGAAAGUGAAAGAGGCCUUCCAGAUCCUCAGCUCCAAGACGACUCGUCGCGAGCACGAUGCAAAGCUGGAUGCCGCCCAGGUGCAUGUGCCGUUCCCUGAUGCGAGACCUGUGAGACCUGUUCGGGAGCCCAUCGCCACCUUCCGACAGCUGCUGUCGGAUUCAGGGAAGGCAUUGGCCGUGACGGAGCUGAAAGCCUGGUCAGCGAGGUGUGGGAUCCCGUGGCCUAUGGGCUGCUUCGAGAGAGCGGAGCUCCUCUCAAAGCUGCAGCAAGAAGCCGAAGGUGAGCUGGACCGCCGCGUGCGCCGCCAGGAUUGGCCUGAGCUGCACAAGGCGGACCUGGUGGCCUGGCUGGAAGCACGCGGCUGCAGCUUGAAGUUCGCCCUGGAGGAUGAUGCGGUGGACAAGAAGCGGCUCAUCCAGCUGGUGUCUGGCCGCUUGGCGCGGGAGCCGUGCCAUCCGUGCCCAACAGCCAGACCCUCGUCUCCGCCAGCCUGCAGCCCGCACAUGUUCGGAUCGCCGACGGCAGCAAGUCGAGCCCCUUCGCCCUCCGCGUCUUUUGCGCCCUCUCCUUCCAUGCCUUCAGCGCCUUCCGCGGCUACGAGCUGCACAGUCAAACCUUCCACUCCCACCAAAAGAGCACGCAAGAGCAAAGGUGGAUUCUGCUGGGCGGCCUUCUGGCUUGGAGCCAGGCCGCCGGCGGAGGCGAAAGCAAAGCCCAAGGCCAAGCCUAAGGCCAAGGCCCAGACGAAGAAGGCUGCCGCCCCGAAGAACGAGCCGGCAAAGCCGGCCCCGAAGCGCAAGAGGUGCAGCUCGUCGGAAAGGCCAUCCAGGAGUCGAAGUGCGACGGCCGCAACGGCUGCGACAGCUGCUGCUGUGCAGGGGACAAUGGCGACACCCAAGGAAACGACGCAAGAGAUGCCCCAGCCGCCAGUGGCCUCGUCCACUUCCUCCAGCUCAAGUUCCUCGAGUUCCGAGUCCUCGCAGAGCUCAGAGACCUCAGGAGACUCUGGAAGCUUGCAGGUGGCGAAGGCGCCUCCGCAGCCCAAGCGGCGUCCUCGCAGGGAAGCCGCUUCGGGCGACCGAGCGAAACUCGAGGAGCUGCGCGCAAGGCUUGAGGCCCUGCGAGAGGCAAAGAUGGAGGCGGACUAUCCCAAGGCGCUCCCUGUCCUGAAAGAGCUGGGCACGUUGGACGAGCAGGGAAGGAUCACGUGGAAGCUUCUCCAGCAGAGUAGGCUCUAUAGCGAGCUGAACAGGGUGUUCUGGCGGCAGCAGGUGCACGGCGCAAGCUUCGGGCUCGCCGGAUCUUUGCUUGCCAAGUGGGUUCGGCGCCGCGAGGCAGCUCAGAAGAGCGGCUGA